AUGGAGUUCUCCUCAGCAUUCACCUUUCAGCGACAGCCUCAAGAGAGCCAAGAACCCACUAGUGAAGCUCCUAUUCCCGUUUCAUCUCCUGGUAUUCACUGUCCUCACUUUGCGGGAUUUAUAGCAGUAUCCAUCGCAAAUGGUGGCAACACUGUAGGCCUGCAGCCUGUGAUAUCGAAUGCUGCCCCCACCUUCCAAGAUGUAUCCCUUGGUGGUGGCUCGUUCGAUGUUCGAAAAGUCAAAGCGUCUUCUUUUCCGAUUGGUCUGGGUACGGAGAUCUUGAAAGGUCGCAAACAUGUCGCUGUUAAACAUCCAAGAACGCAAGAUGACGGUUCUGUAUCCUUUGCCGACAUAGCCUUGGAACUACAGAUCUUGAGGCACCCUGCUGUCCAGAAACAUGAGAACAUCGUUGACUUAUUGGCUGUCAUGUAUCACGAUACCGGAAACAAGGAGGAAAUAACUGUUGUUCCCGCUCUUGUGCUUGAAUAUGCUGAGUAUGGAUCUCUCAAGUCAUAUCAAGAAGCAGGCUACGCACGGUCGCUGCAUGAGAAGCUAGACAUUGCUCUAGACGCAGCAAGGGGUCUUGAAGGCCUUCACGAAGCAGGAAUUGUCCAUGGCGAUGUGAAGCCCUCUAAUCUUCUUGUCUUCAAACAUCCAACCAAAAAGACCAUUGUUAAAAUCAGCGACUUUGGGUUUGCCAUGCCCAUGCAGGGUGGCCAGCUCAUCGGCAGUACCGAGGUCUACCGUGCACCUGAGGCAGAGACAACAGAUUUCAACAGCCGGUAUGUUCGUCAGCAAGACAUUUACUCUUUUGGUCUGACGCUAUGGACAAUUAUCGGCGACGGAGUGGCUUAUCACAGCACUUUACCAGACGGCGAUAAGCUUGAGAAUAUUUGGAAGCUCAAAAAGACUAAUCUAAUAGCGAGCCUUGCUGCUUUCAAUGUCCUCCAUCGUCUGCGAAACGAGACAUAUCCGCUCAUGACUCUUGCGAAAGUCAUUCUCACCUGCUUGCAGUGCUCUCCAGAAAAAAGAUUCUCAAGCAUGUCCAAAAUUAUCGAUCAUCUCGAAGUUACAAAGUCUCUCGUCGACAGCAUGGAUGGGCAUGAUACUCCAGAUGCCAGCGCCCUAAGAGCUGCGCUUCCUACCUUUGAGAGCAUCGUGUACAGAGCCAAGAUCCCCACGACAGAUGACGAGAGAUCCGAAAGGACGAUUCUCAAAGGCCUUACUACAGUGGUCUUUGCAUAUCUCCGCGAGGAGCUCGAUCUCCAGGACAACCCUGCAAGCAUUGAUCCAUGGCAAAUAUGUAACAUGAUGACUCAUUUCUUGCCAAAAGCCCACGAGCGGUACUAUUCCUCAUUCAAUCAAGACGAGAGUCCUUUUAUCGCUGCGCUCCAGGGCAUUUCCAAGGCCAGACUUGAGAAGACGAUAUCAGAGCUCUUGCCUACCAUAUCGCAACUCUUGCCCAGGGAAGCCAGUCCAAGCGGAACAAGUGACGCUCAGCCUCUUUCUGCCGUGAAUGCAUGUUUACUCAUCUUGGACUGCGCUGGACUCUUGAAUGAGCCUUUCAAUACCGAAUUGUUCUCAUUGGUUACCACCCAGUCGAGAGCAGAACCAAUACAGCUUUUUAAAGACGAAGACUUCAUCCCUGACUCAGCCCAGGUCGCCCUUUUCAAUAGUCUAAAGACUAUCUUUGAGACAUCCAACAAUCAGAACGAAAGAUCACAAGCCGCCCUAAACCUUGCUAGUGCCUAUGUGGACGAUAUAGGAGUUGAGUACAAUUUGAAGUCAGCGUCUUACUAUAUUCGCCAAGCAGCCCAGCUCGGUUCCGAAGAAGCCCGAACUCUCUAUAUCUCCGUAUUUUCUCACCUUCCUGACCAAGAGGCUCCUGAUGAUGAGACGCUACGUACCUGGGUUGUCGAGUCAGCGCAAGCCGGAAACCCAGUUGCUCUUCAGAAACUGAAAAAGAACUGGCCUUCAGAAUGGCGACAAGUCAAGCAGAAGUCUCAGCUCGACGAACUGAAUCGUCUCGGCGUCAACGUUAGCGCGUCUGAGGACUUAUCUUCCAUGUUGCAAGUCUUGUCUCUAAGGGAAGUCGAGUUCUCCUACUCCAGAGAUCUGCUUUUAUGGAGUAUUGUCCUGGACAAGCCAGAUGUGACAAUGACAUGUUUGAACCAGAAUCAAAGCUUGCCUGAGCUAGCUUUGCAGAAUGAGGAGACGCCUUUACUGAUCGCAGCUCGUCUUGGUCGAAAACGUGUUCUGGAGACGAUAAUACAACACCCAAGCUGCAGAAAUGCUGCACAGAUGGCCGAUGAAAGAGGCAUAACGCCUCUUCACUGGCUCUGCUCCUUCGAAGACGAAGACCAUGAGGCCAUCGCGAGCCUUAUGGUCAGCAAAGGCGCCGAGCUAAACUCUCCUGCUUGUGCAAUAUCACGCACCCAAUAUGGAAUAAGAGUUGACGAAGAUGGAAUUCUGGCUCAAACCCCUCUGCACUGGUCUAUCACACAGAAGAGACUGUCUGCCGUGGAUGCUCUCCUCAAACUGGGCGCUGAUCCAACAUUCUGUAUGGAGGUAGAGGAGGGGGAGGGAUCACACCUCUCGCCACUCGAACUCGCAUGUGGACUUUCCUACUCACCAGUUGUCGAGCGUCUUCUUCAAGAGCCGCUAGUUCAACCGGAAGCAAGCAAGCUGAAGCCAAUGGUAGGUGGAGGCGACCUUAUGUAUUUGCCUCUUUUCCACGUUAUAUCCGGAACUCCUCGUUGGCAGCGACUGUUGACAUUGGGAGUCGACUUUGAGUUGGAGACGAAGAAGACAAUGAAAGCCUUGAUUGAGAGCGGCGCACCUACGGAUGCUGUCUUGCAACUUGAAGACAAUGUUAAGAUGGCAGCAGUGUUUGCAACGGCUUACCAUCAAUGCGCGGCAGACCUUAUGGUUUCCGGUCUUGAGCUGGGCUUCGCGAAGCAGAUCAACGCUACCUUUGGAAGGAUAUCCAGUGGAGGCUCUGCUCUGUUUCUGGCGAUUACGCAUGGCGAUCGCGAUAUGUUUCAGGCUCUUGUCGACGCGGGUGCAGAUGUCAAUGCGGUAGACGCUGAUGGCCUCAACGCACUGCACCGUGCUGCCAAAGAAACAGAUGACGUCUACUUCAUUGAGAAGCUUCUGGAAAUGGGUCUUCCAGUCGAUCCAGUCACGCCAGAGCCUUUCAGCGCGUUCUACACUGCCACUUACAGUGGAAACCUUACUGUUGCACAGUAUCUGUUCGAUCAUGGUGCGGAUAGAGACCGCAUUGCUAAGUCGAUUAGCAAGAGUAUUAUGUCAGACAUGCUCUUAACAGGCACCAGGAAUGCCCUCCAUCGUGUCAAGUUCUUGCUCAGUCUUCCGGACCGCAAUGACUCUGAUGGAUUCUUGGUAGAUGUCGGCCGUGACACGUUUUCGUUAUUUCAUUUCGCAAUCAAGUAUGUUGGAGAAUUCGCGGAAGAGAACGAGGUUGCUGGAAUCAUGAUUAUCGAACUCCUUCGAAAGUACAACACUAAAGACCAGCUUGACAACACAGCGGGACCAUACAAGAUGACUCCAAUUGCAGUAGCCGCCGAAUCUGGAAACUAUUUCGCGGUGAGACAACUUCUCGAGUACGGCGCAAACCCAAAUAUCCCGGAUAACUAUGGACGAACGGCAUUGGACCUGGUGUACAGGAGAUACUGUUACCCAGAAAUGCUUCCAGCACUUAAAGAAGCAGAUGUGGAUGAUGAGAAGAUUGUGAAUAAGAUUUUGAAAGCGGCGAAUGAGAACACGACCGAGGUGAUGAGUCUUCUCAAGUCAUUUAACGCUGAGACCAAAAGUUGGGUUGCGCCGUCGUGGAUUGAGACUGAUAAUGGAUUUCGUAGCUUGGAUUGGGUUUUGGAGGGCCUGCGCGAACAACGUAAAUCUGGUGGUGGGUAG
Messenger RNA from Fusarium musae, 3933 nucleotides. RefSeq lists its product as uncharacterized. Gene Ontology annotation, biological process: protein phosphorylation. The coding region runs from base 1 to 3933 and encodes 1310 amino acids. The transcript has 3 exons. Gene Ontology annotation, molecular function: protein kinase activity; protein binding; ATP binding. The record is from RefSeq and is a predicted model, not a curated record. NCBI's taxonomy places the organism in Eukaryota, Fungi, Ascomycota, Sordariomycetes, Hypocreales, Nectriaceae.